Molecule: messenger RNA, 930 nt
Organism: Pyricularia pennisetigena
Lineage: Eukaryota; Fungi; Ascomycota; Sordariomycetes; Magnaporthales; Pyriculariaceae
Exons: 1
Coding region: 1-930 (309 amino acids)
Source: RefSeq, a predicted model, not a curated record
AUGUCAACACAAUCAUCACACCGUCUCUACAUCCUCGACACAGAUCUAUCAACCAAUGUAUCUACAAGGAACGGGAGGAUAUUAUCCUGCCGCCCCGACGGCAGCGACCUCCGCACUUUGGUCGACGGCAUCAAAAACCUCCCAGACGGCAUCGUCAUCGACCACGCUCGCGGCCACAUGUACUGGACCAGCAUGGGCACCAGCUUAUCGGUGGAUGGCGGGUCCAUCGAGCGCGCCAACCUGGACGGCUCAGACCACAAGACCGUGGUCGCGCCAGGAACCGUCGGCGUCUUCACCCCGAAGCAGAUCACCCUCGCCCGCCGCAGCCGCAAGCUCUACUGGUGCGACAGGGAGGGGAUGAAGGUCAUGCGGGCCGACGCCGAUGGCUCCAACGUCGAAGUGCUGUGCUCGACGGGUGACGCGGCCGUCGAGGUCGAGAGGUGCGACCAGACGAGGUGGUGCGUCGGCGUGGCCGUCGACGAGGAUCGCGGCUUUGUCUACUGGACGCAAAAGGGCCCGUCCAAGGGCGACAAGGGGCGCAUCUUCCGUGCUCCCAUCGGCCAGUCGCCGUUCGCGCCCGACGACGUCGAGGUUCUGAUCGACGGGCUGCCGGAACCCAUCGAUCUCGAGGUGGACGAGGAGACGGGCACGCUUUACUGGACCGACAGGGGCGAUCCGCCGACGGGGAACUCGCUCAACAGCGUCAGCGUUGCUGCCGUGGAGGGGCUUAAGAAUGGGACCGCCAGGGGCCAGGUCCGAGCCCUGGCGAGGAGGCUGCACGAGGCCAUCGGGUUGACCUUGCAUAAGAGCGAGGGCAUAUGCUAUGUUACGGAUCUGGCGGGAGGCGUAUACGCGGUUGAUAUAAAAAAUAGCCAGAAGACUGUAAUUUUCAGCGAGUUGGGAGAUAUUACUGGCAUUGCGCUGGCUUGA